AUGGCGUUUCCAAAAUCAUGGUUACCAAUUCCUCCAAAAUCUCCAUUCUCAAUAGCCAACAUCCCAUUCGGCAUUAUCUCGACUGCCGCCAAUAAAACCCCACAUCCAGCCGUGGCCAUCGGAGAUAAUGUUCUUGAUUUGAGAAUAUUUGCGGAAAACAAAGGGUUUUCUGCUUCUACGGUAAUUGAAAAAGAAAAGGAUGUCUUUUCAAAAUUGACAUUGAAUGCAUUUGCGGCGCUGGGAAGACCAUUCCACCGGGAAGUCCGGAAAUACUUACAAGAAGUAUUCACUGAAAACUCCCCAUAUGCGAGUCUCUUGGAGAAAAACGAGAGCCUUAGGCAGCAAGCCCUAAUACAACUCAAAGAUGCGGACACUCAUUUGCCGUUGGAAAUCGGAGACUACACCGACUUUUUCGCCGGGAGAAAUCACGCUUUCAACGUGGGAACCCUAUUUCGAGGCCCCGAAAACGCACUACAACCAAACUACGAACAUAUCCCGGUUGCCUAUCAUGGCCGUGCUUCGUCUGUCGUUGUUUCUGGAACGGCUUUAAAACGACCAUGGGGCCAGAUUCUACCAGAUCCCAAGGCGGAACCCAAAGUUCCCAUUUUCGCACCAUGCCGUCGGCUGGACAUUGAGCUUGAGCUUGGAAUGUUUGUCAGUCGCGGAAACGAGCUCGGAGACUCGAUAGACGUCAACAAGGCUCACGAGCACAUCUUCGGCUAUGUAUUGAUGAAUGACUGGUCAGCAAGAGACAUUCAGACCUGGGAGUAUGUCCCGCUGGGCCCUUUCAAUGCCAAGAAUUUUGGAACUACCAUCAGCCCUUGGGUGGUAUUAGCGGAUGCAUUGGAACCCUUUUCCUCGACGGGCUUGCAGAAUACUACUCAACUGCAGAGCUAUCUGCAGGAAAACAAAAAGAACAAUGUUAUUGAUAUAGAUCUAGAGGUUGAUCUUAAGACUGCGAGCGGAAUUUCAACAACAAUUAUUCGGACAAACGCUCGCAAACUCUUAUGGUCAUGGCCACAAAUGCUAGCACACCAUUCAGUGUCUGGCUGUCCUCUCCGAACCGGUGAUUUGUUUGGCUCGGGAACGAUCAGUGGAGAAGAGUCUGGUACACAGGGUAGUCUCUUGGAGCAGAUACAGGGAGGAAAGGUAACGCUAAAGCUCAACGGCGGCGAAGAGCGCAAAUUCUUAGAAGAUGGAGACACCAUCACUAUUCGCGGAUGGAGCGGCGAAGAAGGCGCUUUGGUUGGUUUUGGAGAAGCUGUUGGGACCAUUCUACCCGCCGUGUCUCGUAAAUAG
Messenger RNA from Talaromyces rugulosus, 1299 nucleotides. RefSeq lists its product as uncharacterized. Gene Ontology annotation, molecular function: fumarylacetoacetase activity. NCBI's taxonomy places the organism in Eukaryota, Fungi, Ascomycota, Eurotiomycetes, Eurotiales, Trichocomaceae. The transcript has 2 exons. The record is from RefSeq and is a predicted model, not a curated record. Gene Ontology annotation, biological process: L-phenylalanine catabolic process; L-tyrosine catabolic process; homogentisate catabolic process. Bases 1 to 1299 code for a protein of 432 amino acids.